Messenger RNA from Rotaria sp. Silwood1, 927 nucleotides. The record is from the annotation of a GenBank genome assembly. Lineage: Eukaryota; Metazoa; Rotifera; Eurotatoria; Philodinida; Philodinidae.
AUGCCACGUAUAUUUCAUACUGCAACUCUGUUGAAUUCAGGCAAAGUUCUCGUCGCAGGCAGUGGAGGAUAUACUGGUUAUACGGCUACAUGUGAAUUAUACGACCCAGUAACCAAUAAAUGGCAUGCUGCUGCAAGUAUGACGAUACCACGUGGUUUUCAUACUGCAACUCUGUUGGAAUCGGGUCAAGUUCUCGUCACUGGCGGUAGUACUUAUGAUGUGGACGGUGCUUUGAAUACUUGUGAAAUAUAUGAUCCAUUAAUGAAUAAAUGGAGUCCCACUGGAAGCAUGGCGACGCCACGUUCUAGUCAUACUGCAACUCUACUCAAUUCAGGCAAAGUACUUGUCACGAGUGAUGCGGCUACUUCUGAAAUAUAUGACCCAUUAACGAGCCAAUGGAGUUCUCUUGCUAGCAUGGGACCAGUAGCGCGUUAUAAUCCUACAGCAACCUUGCUCAAGUCGGGUAGUGUUCUUCUCAUUGGUGGCACUCAAUCAGCUAUGUAUUCGACUAGUUCUGAGAUAUAUGAUCCAUCAACAAACAAAUGGGAUACUGUUGGAAGCAUGACAACGGGACGUAGAUUUCACACUUCAAUUUUGCUCGCUUCAGACAAAGUUCUUGUCACUGGUGGUGUUGGAUAUACUAAUUUUUUGAACAGUUGUGAGAUAUAUGAUCCAACAACGAGCAAAUGGAACAAGAUUACUAACAUGAUUGAAGAACGUUCUUCGCAUACUACAACGAUGCUUAGAUCAGGAAAAGUUCUUGCAACUGCUGGCUAUGGGUAUACCGGCUUCCUGGAUAGUUCUGAAAUAUUUGAUCCUUCAACUGGUAGAUGGAGUGCUAGUGCACGAUUGUCAACAACACGUGCUUCACAUACUGCCACCAUGCUCAAUUCAGGUAAUGUUCUUAUCACCGGUGGCGAAAACUAG